This is a messenger RNA of Clupea harengus (Atlantic herring), 887 nucleotides long. RefSeq names its product cleavage and polyadenylation specificity factor subunit 6-like. The transcript has 3 exons. The record is from RefSeq and is a predicted model, not a curated record. NCBI's taxonomy places the organism in Eukaryota, Metazoa, Chordata, Actinopteri, Clupeiformes, Clupeidae. The coding region runs from base 91 to 855 and encodes 254 amino acids.
UUCUUUAUACACCUUUACCAAAUGUUUAAAACCAGAGUAAACCACCAGAAUUAGUUUGUCUCCGUAACUGCUGACAUCUGCUUUGCAACUAUGGCUGCUACAGCUCCACCUGCUCAAGCACCUCGACAUCCUGCCCCUGGGCCGUAUGGGGGACCUCAUGCAGAGGAUCCGCACCAACGCACUCGGCCUUUCUUCUACGUUCAACCUGCACAGCCUUACGUUCAACCUCCACAGCCUUACGGGCAACCUCCACAGCCUUACGGGCAACCUCCACAGCCUUACCUGCCUUAUCAAUGGCAGAUGCCCUACAACCCCUACUGUGGGUUUCCUGGGAUGGGUUAUGGCAUGGUGGUUCCCCCGUUUCCUCCCUCUCCAUAUGUCGAUGCCCCGGGCUACAUCAUGCCUCACACCCAGUUACACCUGGUGGACUACAGACGCAUGAUGAACCCACAUAUGGCUCCAACCGUGGCAUACCAGGCUCGCCGCUUCCGCUAUCAACAUGCCAACACACGGGUGAUGAUUAGCUCAGAAGUUCAAACCGAACCAACUCUUGGCCAAGGCCAGAUGCCCAUCCACAGCACCGCUAAUGGUGUGUCAAAUGGCCCAACUAGUUCGGAGUCUGGCAUUGGCAGACACUACACCUCGGCCUCAACCUCAACCUCAACCACAACAUCCACAUCUUUGUCAUCCACUGAGAUGAAGACCCCUGAGCGCUUGGAGCCAGUGGUAAAGGCCAUGUCACGGCAACAGCCAGCAGCACCUUUGUUGACUCUGCAACUCCACGAACCACUGUCAUCCAAGACCACAUUCUGUUCCAGACUGAGGAGGUACAGGUCAAGCACAGUGGGACGGUAGUGGACUUGAAGAUUGCCCAUUGUGAAGAGACU